Molecule: messenger RNA, 18227 nt
Organism: Loxodonta africana (African savanna elephant)
Lineage: Eukaryota; Metazoa; Chordata; Mammalia; Proboscidea; Elephantidae
Gene: WNK1
Product: WNK lysine deficient protein kinase 1
Exons: 29
Coding region: 1028-9388 (2786 amino acids)
Biological process (GO): protein phosphorylation; intracellular signal transduction; positive regulation of potassium ion import across plasma membrane
Cellular component (GO): cytoplasm; cytosol
Molecular function (GO): potassium channel inhibitor activity; ATP binding; protein serine/threonine kinase activity
Source: RefSeq, a predicted model, not a curated record
CGGGCUGUGUGGAGGCUUCAGACUCCCGGCGCCAUUUAGCGCGGAGACUUUCUCCGGCGGACGCGGCUCUUCACACUUGGCCACUCCGCACCCCCAUCUUCCGUGACAGAAGGCGCCUGGUGGGGGUGACUACUCUUUUCUCUCCUUAUCCCCUUUCACUCAGUCCUCUCGGUCUCCUCUACUCUCGGCCCAGAGAAGCAGCGGAGCUCGGGCCCCGUGGUGAGCGGCCCUCCCCUCCCCACUGUUCCCUCCCUCCGUCAGCCCCCGGCACCGGCCCGGGAGGAGACGAGGGUUUGCCAGGCCCGGGGCGGGCGGGGAGGCCUCGGGGAAGGGGGGGCCGCUCCUCAGGCACCGAGGCUUCGAGGCUUUGGCCCUUCCCUUCUGGAGACGAUGGGCGUCCUGUGAGACUGGUCCCCCUCGUUGGGGGCGCGUGUAGGAGGAGGCGACUGACUGACCCGGAGAGCUCGGAUCCCGGCCUUCCCCCGCCCCUCCCACUCUCUUUUGCCCUGGAGCUGCCACCGCCGGGGAGGUUGUGCUCGUCCCUUCGUCGCUCUGCCGCCGCCCUCAGGGCCUAGCCCGCCCAGCUCGGAAGCGGCGGCGGCGGUGGGAGCUGGAGCCGUCGCCGCAUCUGCCGCAUCCGCUUCGACUCGGUGCCGGCUCUUUGCCCUGCCCCUCAUGACUGCGGCGCCUCUGCUGCUACAGCUUUCCUGGCCGCCCCUCGCCGCAGGAUGGAUGCGGACCGUGAGGCGCUAACCCUCGUGGCUCAACUCCUGAAUCGCCCGCCGACGAGCCCGCCUUGUGAGCCGCAGCAGCCUCGGUGUCAGCAGCCGCCGCAACUGGGCCCAGAGUCCCGCUUCUCCUCCGGGGCGGCUUGUCAGUGCUGAGUGAGGAGCCGUCCGGGUCGGUCCGAACCCUCCGGGAGGAGGAGCCAGAGGAGCCGGGCCCUGCAGACCUUCGCCGCUCCUCCGGGUCGGCCCUUCAGCCUCCUUUUCAUUCACAAAUUCGAGCCCGCUCCAGUGGAUCCACCAUGUCUGGCGGCGCCGCAGACAAGCAGAGCAGUACUCCGAGCUCCCUGUUCCUCUCGCCGCCGGCGCCUGCCCCCAAGAAUGGCUCCAGCUCUGAUUCCUCCGUCGGGGAGAAACUGGGCGCUGCGGGCACCGACGCUGGCGCUGGCAGGACUGAGGAAUAUCGGCGUCGCCGCCACACUAUGGACAAGGACAGCCGUGGGGCGGCGGCGACCACCACCACCACCGAGCACCGCUUCUUCCGCCGGAGCGUCAUCUGCGACUCCAAUGCCACGGCGUUGGAACUGCCUGGCCUCCCGCUCUCUGUUGCCCAGCCCAGCGUCUCCGCCGUUGUUCCGCAGAGUGCUCCACCAGAGCCCCCCCGGGAGGAGACCUUGAUCACCGCCGUUGCUUCCCAGGUCGCCCAGCAGCCUCCAGCUGCGGCUGCCCCCGGGGGGCCAGUCGUCCCAGGCCCCGCCGCCGCUACUGCCCCCGGCACGACGAGCAAAGACCGCCCGGCCUCCCAGCCCAGCCAUGUGGGGAGCAAAGAGGAGCCUGCGUCAGGGAGAAGUGGCAGCGGCGGCGGCGGCGGCAGCGCCCGGGAACCGCCGGAGGAGCGCAGCCAACAGCAGGAUGAUAUCGAAGAGCUGGAGACCAAGGCCGUGGGGAUGUCCAAUGAUGGCCGCUUUCUGAAGUUUGACAUCGAAAUUGGCAGAGGCUCCUUUAAGACUGUCUACAAAGGUCUGGACACUGAAACCACUGUGGAAGUCGCCUGGUGUGAACUGCAGGAUCGAAAGUUAACAAAGUCUGAGAGGCAGAGAUUUAAAGAAGAGGCUGAAAUGUUAAAGGGUCUUCAGCAUCCAAAUAUUGUCCGAUUCUAUGAUUCUUGGGAAUCUACAGUAAAAGGAAAGAAGUGCAUUGUUUUGGUGACUGAACUUAUGACAUCGGGAACACUUAAAACGUACUUGAAAAGAUUUAAAGUGAUGAAGAUCAAAGUCCUAAGAAGUUGGUGCCGUCAGAUCCUUAAAGGACUUCAGUUUCUUCAUACUCGAACACCACCUAUUAUUCACCGGGAUCUUAAGUGUGACAACAUAUUUAUCACCGGCCCUACAGGCUCAGUCAAGAUUGGAGACCUAGGUCUGGCAACCUUGAAGCGGGCUUCUUUUGCCAAGAGUGUGAUAGGUACCCCAGAGUUCAUGGCUCCCGAGAUGUAUGAGGAGAAAUAUGAUGAAUCCGUUGACGUAUAUGCUUUUGGGAUGUGCAUGCUUGAGAUGGCCACGUCUGAAUACCCUUACUCAGAGUGCCAAAAUGCUGCGCAGAUCUACCGUCGAGUGACCAGUGGGGUAAAGCCUGCUAGUUUUGACAAAGUAGCGAUUCCUGAAGUGAAAGAAAUUAUAGAAGGAUGCAUUCGGCAAAACAAAGAUGAAAGAUAUUCAAUCAAAGACCUUUUGAACCAUGCCUUCUUCCAGGAGGAAACAGGGGUACGGGUAGAAUUAGCAGAAGAAGAUGAUGGAGAAAAGAUAGCCAUUAAACUAUGGCUACGUAUCGAAGACACUAAGAAAUUAAAGGGAAAAUACAAAGAUAACGAAGCUAUUGAGUUUUCCUUUGACUUGGAGAGAGAUGUGCCAGAAGAUGUUGCUCAAGAAAUGGUGGAGUCUGGAUAUGUCUGUGAAGGCGAUCACAAGACCAUGGCUAAGGCCAUCAAAGACAGAGUGUCACUAAUCAAGAGAAAACGAGAACAGCGACAGUUGGUGAGGCAGGAGCAAGAAAAAAGAAAACAGGAAGAGAGCAGUCUCAAACAACAGGUAGAACAACAAUCAAGUGCUUCCCAAGUAGGAGUCAAGCAACUCCCUUCUACUGCUAGCACCGGCAUACCUACUGCCUCUACCACUUCAGCUUCAGUUUCUACACAAGUAGAACCUGAAGAACCUGAGGCAGAUCAACAUCAACAACUACAAUACCAGCAACCUAGUAUAUCUGUGUUAUCUGAUGGGACAGUUGACAGUGGCCAGGGAUCUUCUGUCUUCACAGAAUCCCGAGUGAGCAGCCAGCAGACAGUUUCAUAUGGUUCCCAACACGAACAGGCACAUUCUACAGGCACGGUCCCAGGGCAUACAGCUUCUGUUGUCCAAGCACAAUCUCAACCUCAUGGGGUAUAUCCACCCUCAAGUGUGCCUCAGUCCAUGGUGCAUCCGUGUGGGGGGACCCCAACACACCCAGAAUCACAGAUAUUUUUCCCAACUAUUCAUGAGCGUCCAGUUUCUUUUUCACCACCUCCUACCUGUCCACCGAAGGUAGCCAUUUCCCAGCGGCGUAAGAGCACCUCCUUCCUGGAAGCCCAAACUCGCAACUUCCAACCCCUGCUGAGGACUGUUGGCCAAAAUCUUCUUCCACUUGGUGGCAGCCCAACUAACUGGACACCAGAGACAGUAGUUUUGUGGGGUACGACAGCCAAUAGAAUAACUGGAGAGCCAUGUGAGAUACAGGUUCCUCCUGUGUUUGAACCAACUCAAGUUUACAGUGACUAUAGAUCUGGACUAAUACCCCCAGAAGAAGCUCAUUAUUUUAUUCCUCAGGAAGCAGUGUAUCUAGCUGGGGUACAUUACCAGGCCCAGGUGGCAGAACAGUAUGAUGGUAUUGCGUACAACUCACCAGUACUGUCAAGUCCUAUGAAGCAGAUACCUGAACAGAAGGCAGUACCAGGGGGCCCUCCUUCAACUUCUGUCUUUGAAUUUCCAUCUGGACAGGCUUUCCUGGUAGGACACCUGCAGAAUUUAAGAUUAGAUUCUGGAGUGAGUCCAGGAUCUCCCCUCUCUAGUAUUUCUGCACCUAUCAGUACAGAUGCUACACGUUUGAAAUUUCACCCUGUCUUUGUUCCUCAUUCUGCACCUGCUGUGUUAACUCAUAACAAUGAGGGCAGAAGCAAUUGUGUGUUUGAGUUUCAUGUUCACACACCAAGCUCCUCUUCAGGAGAAGGAGAUGGAGUUGUACCUCAGCGUGCUUACCGAACGCGGCAGGUCGCAGUGGACCUGAAUCAGGAAGAGCUACCUCCUCAAUCAGUUGGAUUACAUGGCCGCCUGCAGCCCGUGACUGAAGAACAGUAUAAUUACUGUGCCCCAGAACUGACCGUUUCUGUGGUAGAGCCUAUCGGACAGAACUGGCCAGUAGGAAGCCCAGAAUAUUCCAGUGAUUCCUCACAAAUUACUUCUUCAGACCCCAGUGAUUUUCAAUCACCUCCCCCUACAGGGGGAACAGCUGCAUCUUUUGGCUCUGAUGUGUCAUUACCCUUUAUCCAUCUGCCUCAGACAAUGUUACAAGAAUCCCCACUUUUCUUCUGUUUUCCCCAAGGAACCACAUCUCAGCAGGUCUUAGCUGCUUCAUUUCCUGCAGGAGGAUCUGCACUCCAUCCACAGGCACAGGGACAGAGCCAGGGUCAGCCAGCCUCAAGUAGCUUAACAGGGAUUCCAUCUUCCCAACCCAUACAACAUCCUCAGCAGCCACAGGGAAUACAGCAGACAGGCCCUCCUCAGCAGAUAGUGCAGUAUUCACUUCCACAGGCAUCAGCCUCCAGUGAGGCCACUACUACACAGCCAACGAGUCAACCUCAGGCUCCACAGGUCUUGCCUCAGGUGUCAGCUGGAAAACAGCUUCCAGUUUCCCAGCCAGUACCAACUAUCCAAGGGGAACCUCAGAUCCCAGUUGCGACACAACCCUCAGUUGUUCCAGCCCAUUCUGCUACUCAUUUCCUCCCUAUGGGACAGCCACUCCCUACUUCCUUACUCCCGCAGUACCCUGGCUCUCAAAUUCCCAUAUCAACUCCUCAUGCAUCUACAGCUCAGACAGGUUUCUCAUCCCUUCCCAUCACCAUGGCAGCUGGCAUUAAUCAGCCUCUGCUCACCUUGGCUUCAUCUGCUACAGCAGCUGCAAUCCCAGGGGGAUCAACUGUGGUUCCUAGUCAACUUCCAACCCUUCUGCAGCCUGUGACUCAGCUGCCAAGUCAGGUUCACCCACAGCUCCUGCAACCAGCAGUUCAGUCCAUGGGAAUACCAGCUAACCUUGGACAAGCUGCUGAGGUUCCUCUUCCCUCUGGAGAUGUUCUGUACCAGGGCUUCCCAUCUCGACUGCCACCACAAUACCCAGGAGAUGCAAAUAUUGCUCCCUCUUCCAGCGUGGUUUCUGUUUGCAUCCCUUCUACAGUCCUAUCCCCUCCCAUGCCCACAGAAGCGUUGGCUACACCAGGUUACUUUCCUACAGUGGUGCAGCCUUAUGUGGAAUCAAAUAUUUUGGUUCCUAUGGGAGGUAUAGGAGGACAGGUUCAAAUGCCCCAACCAGCAGUGAGUUUAGCACAACAAGCCCCCUCUGCAUCCUCCCAGCAAGCAGUUCUGGAGAGCACCCAUGGAGUCUCUCAGGUUGCUCCUCCAGAGCCAGUUCCAACAGCACAGCCACAACCUACCCAGCCUACCACAUUGGUCUCUUCUAUAGACAGUGCACAUUCAGAUGUUGCUUCAGGUAUGAGUGAUGGCAACGAGAAUGUCCCAUCUUCCAGUGGAAGGCAUGAAGGGAGAACUACAAAACGGCAUUAUCGAAAAUCAGUAAGAAGUCGCUCUCGUCAUGAGAAAACUUCCCGCCCAAAACUGAGAAUUUUGAAUGUUUCUAAUAAAGGAGACCGGGUAGUAGAAUGUCAGUUAGAGACUCACAAUCGAAAAAUGGUUACAUUCAGAUUUGACCUAGAUGGUGACAAUCCUGAGGAGAUAGCAGCAAUUAUGGUGAACAAUGAUUUUAUUCUAGCAAUAGAAAGAGAGUCAUUCGUGGAUCAAGUGCGGGAAAUUAUUGAAAAAGCUGAUGAAAUGCUCAGUGAGGAUGUCAGUGUGGAGCCAGAAGGUGACCAGGGACUGGAGAGUCUACAGGGAAAGGAUGACUAUGGCUUUUCAGGUUCUCAGAAAUUGGAAGGACAGUUCAAACAACCAGCUCCUGCAUCGUCCAUGCCACAGCAAAUAGGCAUUCCUACUAGUUCUUUAACUCAAGUUGUUCAUUCUGCUGGAAGACGAUUUAUAGUGAGUCCUGUGCCAGAAAGUCGAUUACGAGAAUCAAAACUUUUCACCAGUGAAAUCUCAGAUACAGUUGCCACCACUGCAUCUUAUGGCCCUGAAAUGAACUUGUCACACUCUGCUUCAUCUCUUAGUCUACAACAAGCCUUUUCUAAACUUAAACAUGCCCAAAUGACAGAAGGACCCAGUACAGCACCUCCAAACUUUAGUCAUACAGGACCAGUAUUUCCAGUAGUACCUCCUCCCAUGAGUACCAUUGCCGGAGUCCCAGCCACAGGAGCAGCCACACCAUCAGUAUCAGUCCCUGCAACUAACAUCCCUCUUACUGACAUACCCACAUCGGUAAUUCAGUCUGAGGUUACAGUGCCCACUGAAAAAGGGAUUAGUGGGGUUGUAAUAACUUCAAGUGGUCUCCCUAUACCAUCUGUAUCUGAGCCACCAAUACUUACCGGUGUGGUUUCAAGCGUCACAGUACCUACAGUCGUCUCAAUAUCUACAACAUCCCAGUCAGUUCUGACCCCCACAUGCGUGAGCAUUGUUUCUACUACAGGCACUCUCCCAUCUAUAACAGUUUCCACAACUUCAACCUCUGCAGUGGGUAGCACUGCUGUCCCAGGUGCUAAGCCUCCAACUGUAUUAUCUCAGCAGGCUGCAGGCAGUACUACUGGAGUAGCCACUUUAACAUCAGUUUCUGCCACCACUCCUUUCCCAAUCAUAGCUUCACAGCCAUCCCUUCAGCUUAGCAGUAGCAGCUCUGCUCCUACUCUAGCUGAAACAGUGGUGGUUAGUGCACACCCACUAGAUAAAACAUCCCAUAGCAGUGCAACUGGGUUGGCUUUGUCCCUCUCUACACCAUCCUCCUCUUCCUCCCCUGGAGCAGGAGUGUCUAGUUCUGUUACUCAGCCUGGUGGGGUACAUCCUUUGGUCAUCCCAUCGGCUAUAGUUUCUACUCCUGUCCUUCCCCAAGCAGCAGGGCCUAUUUCUACACCCUUAUUACCCCAAGCACCUAGUAUCCCACCCUUGGUACAACCUGUUGCUAGUAUGCCUGCCGUACAGCAGACACUAAUUCAUAGUCAGCCUCAACCAGCUUUGCUUCCCAGUCAGCCGCAUGCUCACUGUCCUGAAAUAGAUGCUGAUACACAACCCAAAGCUGGGAUUGAUGACAUAAAGACUCUAGAGGAAAAGCUGCGAUCUCUCUUUAGUGAACACAGUUCAUCUGGAACUCAACAUGCCUCUGCCUCACUAGAGACAUCACUAGCAGUAGAGACCACUGUCAUGCCAGGCAUCCCAACCACUGCUGUUGCACCAAGCAAACUCGUGACUUCCACAACAAGUAGUUGCUUACCGCCAACCAGUUUGCCAUUAGGAACAGCUGGUUUGUCAGUGGUCACACUUGGGCAAGUUUCUACCCCAGUCAGCACUAUAUCAGGAGUGAAACCUGGAACUGCUCCCUCAAAACCACCUUUAACUAAGGCUCCGGUGCUGCCAGUGGGUACUGAACUUGCAGCUGGUGCUCCACCCAGUGAACAGCUGCCACCCCUUCCCGGACCUUCACUAACUCAGUCCCAGCAACCUCUGGAAGAUCUUGAUGCUCAGUUGAGGCGAGCACUUAGUCCAGAGACUAUUGCAGUGACAUCUGCAGUUGGUCCUGUGUCCGUGGUGGCUCCAACAGCAGUUACGGAAGCAGGAGCACAUCCUCAGAAGGAUGCUUCUCAAGUCACGGAAGGCCCUGUCCUAGCAACUAGCUCAGGAGCCGGUGUUUUUAAGAUGGGACGAUUUCAGGUUUCAAUUGCAACGGAUGAUGUCCAGAAAGAAGGUAAAAUUAAGUCAGAAGAUGCAAAGUCUGUUCAUUUUGAAUCCAGCACUUCAGAGUCCUCAGCGCUAUCAAGUAGUAGUCCAGAGAGUACCCUGGUGAAGCCCGAGCCUAAUGGAGUAACUCUCCAUGUGCCAGACAGUGCCCACAAAACCCCUGCCUCAGAGGCAAAGUCAGAAACUGGGCAGCCUACCAAGGUUGGACGUUUUCAGGUAACAACUACAACAAGCAAAGUGGGUCGUUUCUCUGUAUCAAGAACUGAUGACAAGAUCACUAUGGCAGAGAAAGAGGGGUCAGUGGCAUCUUCUCCUUUUACGGAUUUGGAACAAGCUGUUCUUCCUGCUGUGAUACCAAAGAAAGAGAAGCCUGAACUAUCAGAGCCUUCACAUCUGAAUGGGCCAUCUUCUGACCUGGAGGCUGCCUUCCUAAGUAGGGAUGCGGAUGACGGUUCCGGGAGUCCUCACUCCCCCCAUCAACUGUGCUCAAAAAGCCUUCCUAUCCAGAAUCUAAGUCAGAGCCUUAGUAAUUCAUUCAACUCCUCUUACAUGAGCAGUGACAAUGAGUCAGAUAUUGAAGAUGAAGACUUAAAGUUAGAGCUGCGACGGCUACGAGAAAAACAUCUUAAAGAGAUUCAAGACCUGCAGAGUCGCCAGAAGCAUGAAAUUGAAUCUUUGUAUACCAAACUGGGCAAGGUUCCCCCUGCUGUCAUUAUUCCUCCAGCUGCUCCCCUUUCAGGGAGAAGAAGGCGACCCACUAAAAGCAAAGGCAGUAAAUCUAGUCGCAGCAGUUCCUUGGGAAAUAAAAGCCCCCAGCUUUCAGGUAACCUGUCUGCUCAGAGUGCAGCUUCAGUCUUGCACCCCCAGCAGAGCCUCCACCCUCCUGGCAGUAUCCCAGAGACUGGGCAGAAUCAGCUGUUACAGCCGCUUAAGCCAUCUCCUUCCAGUGACAACCUCUGUUCAGCCUUCACCAGUGAUGGUGCCAUUUCAGUACCAAGCCUUUCUGUUCCAGGUCAAGGGACCAGCAGUACAAACACUGUCGGGGCAACAGUAAACAGCCAAGCCCCUCAAGCUCAGCCUCCUGCCAUGACGUCAUCUAGCAGGAAGGGCACAUUCACAGAUGACCUUCACAAGUUGGUAGACAACUGGGCCCGAGAUGCCAUGAAUCUUUCAGGCAGGAGAGGGAGCAAAGGACACAUGAAUUAUGAGGGCCCUGGAAUGGCAAGGAAGUUCUCUGCACCUGGUCAGCUGUGCAUCUCCAUGACCUCAAACCUGGGUGGCUCUGCCCCCAUCUCUGCAGCAUCAGCUACCUCUCUAGGUCACUUCACCAAGUCUAUGUGCCCCCCACAACAGUACGGUUUUCCAGCUGCCCCCUUUGGCACCCAGUGGAGUGGGACCGGUGGUCCAGCACCACAGCCACUUGGCCAGUUCCAACCUGUUGGAACUGCCUCCUUACAGAAUUUCAACAUCAGCAAUUUGCAGAAAUCCAUCAGCAACCCCCCAGGUUCCAACCUGCGGACCACUUAGACCAAGAGACAUGAGAAAUUUGGGGGCAGGAGAUGGAAUACUGGGAGUGCGGGGGUGGGAAAGUAGCCUAUAUACUAACUACUAGUGCUGCAUUUAACUGGUUAUUUCUUGCCAGACGGGAAUGUUUUUAAUAACAGCUUUGAGCCCUCAGAAUAGAGAAUCUCCCUCCCCCCUUCACCAUUUAUUGCGGUGGGACGGGAAGGAAAGAGCAGCUUUCUUGUGAUGGGGCAGCUUCAAAUUAUGCUUUCCUGUUUCUUGUACUCAACAUUGAGGGCUAGGAAAGAGGAUCAUAUAUAUCAGGAAGCUAUUAUUAGAGAGCUCAGUGUAAAACCAGGCCCCAUCUGUAUUUUCACAUCACUGGAGCUCUUAAUUUUGGUACCACCCCAAAUCCCUUACUCCUUUGAGAAUCCAGACGACAAGGCAAAAAAACUAUUGGGCUCUCUCCUACCCUUCCUCCCUCUUUUUUUUUUUUUUUAACUGUUUGGAACCCAGUGAAAAACACCAGGGGACUGGGGUUGCCACCCUUUCUUAAGAUAGGUCAUUAGUGCUUUAAGCAAAAGAUACUAGCAGCUUUGACUGCAGCAUCAGCAAUUAGGAAAAAAAAGAUUAAGUUCCCUGCGGACAUGUAACUUCGCCAUCAGUUUUGAUGUGGAAACACUGUGAUAUAUAAAUGUUGUUGGACAACAGUAGUUUUAAGAGUAAAAUAUGAAAGAUUUAAAAAGUUCAAAAAAAGCUAGCUCUGUCCUUUACUUAUUGAGACACUUUAAUUAACUUUUUCCUUUGUAUUUCCAUUGUAUUAGAUAAAUAAAUGUGAAUGUAAAAUUGUAUAAAUUACUGUACUUGAAUAUUUCUGUUCUCCCAGUAUUGCUUGCUGGAUAUUUUAGUGCCUUGGACUUCUACUGCUUCUGCCAUUCGCAUCAAUUUCUCAAAGACCCCAGAUCAGCAGAGGGCAUGUGGAAGGAAAUCUUAGGUCCAUGUGACCCCAGCAGUGGAUAUGCCAAAGGGAAAUUGAGAGUUUGUUUUUUUUUUUUUAAGUCAUUCAACAAUUUUGUCUUGAGCAGGUGUAAGAUGAGCAGGAUGAGGAGUUAAGUUGGCAUCAGUGGUUGAAAGCAGAAAGUUCUAUUUUGGGAACAGUGAGGACAGGUGUUAAAAUGGGCAGUUUUAACAGAUAAAGGUGGUGUGUGCUAAGUGAAAGAAAAAGAAAGACUAGAGAAUGGGGGAACAAACUAGUUUCGAAGAUACAUGAUGCCUGGCCAAUGAUCGCCGUACGCCUCACUUAUUUGAGCUGGGCUUGAACAGAUGAGAGAGACCUAGAAGAAAUGACUGAAUAUGAAGGGGGGUGGGCUGGUUUUUAAGUUGAGAAAUGUGAUAGUGAAAAGUCAUAGAUGGAGAAAGUUGCUCUAAGAAAAACUGUUUGGAUUGCUUUCCUGUUGUUGCACGUGUACCAUGCAUUUCUCAGCUUGGGGUACUAUCUUCUGUGGAAAGUAGACCCACAUCUGAAUUAAGAAUUGUAGGAAAGACUGCUUAUUCCUACCCAUUUACUAUAUGAUGCCCAAAUGGUUGCAGUUUUAUCACCUAUUGUGCCACCUUUAAUAUUUCCAGAAUUGCAACCGAUAGUCUCACAUUUUCAUAUAAAUAUUUCCCUUAAUAUAACUGCAACCAACCAGUAUUAUUUAGUGCUAUGCCUAAUGAUGGACAGUUCUGUUAUUUACAAAGCUUUCAGGAAAUACUCUCCUAAUUGGCUAUGUUUGGGAUCUUUAUUGUCUCUGAAGAUGGGGAAAGAAGCUAGGACUCUUAAUUUUGGGGGUGCUUCUUCUCUUGACUUAGUUGGGAAAUUGACAUAUUUCCAACCUCUUACCCAUCUCAAUGGCACAUCCCAGGAAUCACCACAAAAACAGGAAGAGCCUGGGGGCCAUCUGAAUCCUGUUUGUUCCUAUUUAUAUGGGCCCUGUUUUCUUUAAGUUAGCUAGGCCCCAAAGAUGGAAGAUGAAAGCUGAAGGUUUUAGGAAAAGUAGAAAUGAAAAGGGCAGGGGUUCUAAGCCCUCCUUUUAAAAUUGUUUAUUUUUUUCUCCUCCUGUAAUUCUUGGGGAGAGGGUUAAGAGUGAGGAUAGAACAAAGAAGGUGCCAUAUAAAUGAGAAAUGGACCACCUAAGAGGAGUGAAACAAUACUUUCCACCAGAGGAACGAGGGAGCCAAAUGCAGCACAUUGUUGUUUCAUUAUCUUGCUUUAAUAAUUUUGAGAUCUCUUCACUCACACACAAAAAGAUAAGAACUGGUUUUAUUUACUGUUGAUUUUUUUCCCUCCUGUGGAUGAAAUAACUGAAGCCUAGAGGAAUGAACUAGUGCUACUGAACUGUUUAAAUUAUUUUUAUGUUAAUAGUACACUUUGAGUAUCUUUUUCCACGUUUAAAAAAAAAAUCUGAAUUAUAAAUGUUUUCCUUACAUUAUUUAACAAUGUACACUGUUUAAAAGAAAAAAAAAAAAAAAUUAAUUCAAACCUUGGGGGUUUCUCAGCGGCCGUUAAUUGUACAUUUUGCACUAACUCUGGGUGUUGCGCUUCUUGUAAGAUUGCGCUUUGUGCUUCAGUUUGUUACCUUUGUAGACUUAUUUAAUGAAACCAUUCAAAUAAACCAAACUUGCUUUUGUUGAGCUGUGUGGUUUCAUUUCCAGCAAAUUCCUUUUGCAUGUCCUCGCUGGCCGUAUUUUGAGAUGUAUGCAAUUUAUAACUGGACUCCUAAUUCCCAGAACCUUUUUUAAGCACCAAUUCUGCUCUGAACUAAGAUUAUGCUACAGACAAGAGAAUGAUAUUUUUCCUGAGGAAAAAGCAGUAUGGACAUAAAAAUCAAAAGAUAAAUACUAACCAAAUCCAUGCAACAACAGAUAAGGUGAAAGCUUUUAGAAGGAGAGGAAACUGGAGGAAGCUGCUCCUCUUCGUAUUCCAAAAGAAGACUGCAAAUGGUAGACUUCCUCACCUCAAGUUCACAGCUAACCACAAAUGGGUCUGUGAUCCGAAAAAAAAAUACUGCUUUAAGGUUAGAUAAAAUGUACGACCCAAAAUGCACCUAAAAGGUAAAACUGCAAAGUCAUCAUUUGGGGAAGGAACUCUUAAACAUCAUGAAAAACCAGUUUAUGUUAAGGUGAGCUAUAUAGCUCAUGUCAGAACUGAGAAAAUAUAGUCAGCUACUAUAUUUUCUACUACAAAGCAAAGGAUUUCUUGGACUUUCUUAAAAUGCCUUUUCCUUGAUCUUAGAUCGUUAUUCCCUUGAUCUUAUAAAAAAUGUUGCUCUUGAAAGAAUGCAGGGCAGGGAUUUCAUUAACCUAAAAAUGGGAGAUCAGCUUAGAUGGGUAGUAAAGUACCACCGUAGCCUUUGUUCUUAGCAUACUCAGUACUCAUGGGGGAACAUUAAGGGAAAGAAGGCAGAUAAGACAAUAAUUUAACACAGGCAAUUAUUAAAGCUAGUGCUUAGUAUGGCCCAUAUUGCUUGAGGGCAGGCAGUCAUCGGUGAUUCCUAAAAUUUCUAUCUUUAUUAACAUAAUAGCUUAGGAAUAAAUAAUGAAAAGCCUCAUGCCAAAGAAAAGGUAUUCUAUCCUGUCCAGAGCCUGCCCGCUGCAGUGUAUGACAAGCUUUUUUACACUGUUGGUUCUGUAAUUGCUCAGCUCUAUCUGCCGUAGGCUCCAACAGUCAAAUCCUCUUCUAGAUAAAGUUCAGAAGGAAGCAAGGUAAAUCCUUGGAAAUAAAGCUCAUUCCCUAGGAAUGAUGAACAAUUUCAUGACCAAAAAGUAGGUUUCCAAAGUCCCUUUAUGACAGAGUCCAGUGAUGUGACUUGAGACUCUGCUAAAUUGGAUCCAAUUUCCUUUUCUUCAUGUCCUGGCUCUUCCUAUAAGACUCAAAGUCUCCUGUGGAAGAUAAAGUGGUUAGAAUAUAGCUGCUAUGAUCUUAAAAUAAGGACUAAACUGAUGGUAAUUUCUGAUUUGGAUUAACUAUCCUAACUUUGAAUAAAGACCCAGGAAUGGAAAUUUGAGUUACUGUUAUGAGGGCAAAUCCCUUUGUUAACCCUGGACCAAGUGACAACCCUAGUCCUGAUGGACUUCCUUUCAGUAGCUAAAGCCCCUGAGGCGGUCACAGGUGAGCUGCUGCUACUACCAAGAGCUAGAAGAACUGCAUCUGAAGUCAGGGCCCCAAAGGAGAAGUUGUGGCUCUUCAAUCACUCAUCUUCCGUUUACUCAACACUGCUUACUCCCCCGGAGCGAUUCCAUCCAAGUCCUCAAAAGUGAACUGUCAUCCUUCCUUUAACAUUCACAGAAUUAAACCCAGGACCUUCCUUCCAUUUUUGUUCCUAACCACUUUUCUCGCUGCUACACCUGUUACAUGUUGCUCCGUGUGAGUCUGUGGCUCCUGGAGGCAAAGUAUUUGUGGAGUUCUGUUCCGGGUCACCACAUGGUUCUUCAAGGCUGGUGUGGUCUGGGGUGGUUCUGGGUUAGGCAGGGGCUCCAUAAUGUCCCCUAAAUCUGGAGUCAAAUCCCACAUUUCAAGGUUGUCUGCAAGGAUACAGAUGACAGAAAAACACAGCAUCAACAAAUACAGAAGAGUUCUCACAUAAAGCCACAGAAAAAUUGGUCCUAAGAAAUUCCAUGCCUUGAGCUUCCUAUGAUUUUCAAAUUUCUCUCUCUUCUAUCCCUGAAAGCACACUGAAGCUUCCCUAGGAUAGGACAAUCAAGGAGCAGAAGACAUGCUAUCACUAAAUCUGUUUUAGAUCUUCUUCCUAUUUUUCUAAACCUCAUAGGGCUAUAAAACAGAUCAAAAAUGGGAUUUUUAUGCCGCUUUUAAAAUGCAUUCUGUGACUACUACAAGCAUACAGCACAGUGGCUUACAAGCAUUUCAUAGGUUUUUACAGGUCAAUAUUUAAAUCAUUCUGUUAGCCCCUACGGACCUGCAAGGGAGUCUCUCUCAGCGAAUGGUUCUGGCGCAGCAGUUACAGGAGUGCUGUGCUUCAAAGGAGGGGCCGGCAGCGCUGCUACAGCAUACACAAGAGAGAAAGGACAAAUUGCAGAAUCACAUCGCUAAAUGUAAUUAAGAGAUUAUGUCUGCUUGCCUCUGGUUAGAAGAGCCUUUUCUCACCAACAUAGUAAAAAUCAGAAAAGUUUAUUUCUCCUUUAGCAGCAAAAGCAGAAGUCGUCUGCUCCAGUAGCUGGCUGGCUUUUUUAAGCUAUAUCCUUGUUCAAAACAAAAUCUUAACUAGAAAUUCAAUAUGUAAAACCAUAAAAACAAUGGGCAAAUGGUCUAAUAAGAGAUGGGGAAAAGUUCUGAAAGACAACCUCCACCCUCCGCACCUCCCAGGGCUUCUGCGAUGGUGUAGAAGCUAAGGAUCUAGAAUGACAUUAUGAAGAACAUCCCCAGGACAAUAAGUUUUUCUCCACAUUAAUUUCAGUUUAUCAGUGCCGAGGGGAAUAUUAAUGAACCAAACACACAGCAAGUGCUCCAUGAAUCUUCGUAGCGCUUAGGGAGAAGCGGAGCAAAUGCUCAGGUGGUCUGCAACAAACCCUGUCUCUGUGUACACUCUGAGCAAGACCCCGAAAAAUUAUGUAUCUAAUAUUCCUCCUGAAUUUGAAUUCAAAUAAAGUUAUGGACAAAUCAUCUGCCAAAAGCCCGUCCGUCAACUCCAAACCCAAUUGCACCUUAUAUUUAAAGACAGCUCAGAAACAAAAGGCAGAAAUAGCCAAAGUAUCUGAAGCAAAAAAAGUUCUGUACCCUGAAAUUUCUAAUUCCAGAAGAUUAUGUGAAAGCCCAUUUCCUCCCCAACAAAAGAUCAGUAGCUUUAAGAAGUGGGAAAAUGCAUGAGAACAUUUCACUAUUGUAAUGGGUUCUUCUAUCCUCUGUGUAAUCCGAGAAGUCCUUGGUGAGUUCUAGUUUGGACCCAGCCACAGUGUUGCUGGCAGAGGAGCAUGCUACCCCAUGGGCUAGCCUUCUACCUUCAGAGUGCACCUCCCCAGGGCCUCUGCUCCCAUCCUCACACACCCUGACUCUUCUUUUCAACUGAUAGAGCAGAUAUUUGACCUUGCUGCUGUUUCUCCAUUUGCUCCCGGAACUGCUGUUGCAACUGCUUUUGCCGGAGCUUCCGCUGGUAUGUGGCCUCACUCUCCACAUCAGAAGAGGACGCGCUUCUGCAUCAGAGGGGACAAAGGUGCGGUGAGCUCCUGAAGAGGCACACAAACCCACCUGCUGGCUCUGAAGGCAGAAACAGAGGCAACCUAGACCACAUGAGGAGGGGCAGAAGAGGAAAGGAAGAGAACUGAGACCCCCUACCGGGAGCUGCUGUCCUUAGCCCCCUGUAUCACCACGUGGGGGUCAUCUGAGUGGCCUGGUCUGCAAGGGGAGGUCACCUCCUGUGGCUUUGGGGGUACCAGAGCCAUGUUUUGUUGGCAGCUGCUAUAUCUCGCCUGUUCCACGGAUGGUUCAAAAUCUUGUCUCUUUGCUUUAGUUAAAUCCACUUCAGGAGGCAUCUAACAAAAGGAAAAAAAAAAAAACUUUCUCCAACUGCUCUUCUCCUUCCUUUCUUUUCCUCUUACAGAUCUAGAUUCUAGACUUCUGGAAAAUGGCAUUUGACAAUCCUCUAUUCAUCACUCCUUCUAGGUCCUGGGAAGUUGAGACAAAGGAUCCACAACUCCCAAGUAAUAUUUUUAAUUAUAUGAGAAGUCAAACAAUUUUAUUUACUACUUAUACCCUUAAUAAAGUUUUGACAAAAAGGAAUCUUUCUUGGGUUUUGACUCAGGGCAAGUGAUCUAUCUAAUGUGAUUUGAAUCCUUCCUUGGUAGCUAAAUGUGUCUGAUGCUGUCUUCCUUCUUAUCCCUUGUUUCAUGAAAAUGAUCAGGCAUAGUCUUUGUGAAGGCCCUUCCUGCCAGGACUACCUGCCCCCUGCAAAUACAACACUCAUCACUGAGGAGUCUCAGGUACGCUGUGGCACAAGUAAGUGUCCUUAAAAUGACAGGAAGAAGAAAACUUAGAAAGCACUGACAGGCUGUCAGCCAACGCUGAGGGAACCUGCCAAUUUGGGGUAGUUCCUGCAUCUCACCAAUAUGAGAGAUAAGGAUUGCCUACUUCAUGGCAUAUGGCAAAUGGUUUUACUUUGAGCACUACAGAAACCCAGAGGUGUCUUACCUGGGAGAGCUUCUUCCUCAAUUCGUAAUAUUGAUGCUGUUAAAAUAACUGUUUGAAUAUGAAGAACUGAGAUGACUAAAUUUUGAUAAAGAUAACCCAAAAAUUAAAGCGUGGGUUUCUUAUUUACACUGAAAAGUAAACGAGUAGGUUAAAAGAAAUGGAGAUUUGAAAUUUUUUUUUUAAACACUGACUAAGCCAAGAGCUCUGGGGGAUAUGGAACAAUUAGAGCUCUCAAACACUGCUGUGUGGGAGUGUAAAUUAGGACAAACACUGGGAAACUGGAAGAAUCUACUGAAACUAAGCAUACCCCUAUACUGUGGCCCAGUAAUUCCCAAGAUAAAUGACAUGUACAAGAAUGUUAAUAGCAGCUCUAUACACAACAGCCAAAAGCCGGAAAAAAGCCAAAUAAAUGUCUAUUAAAGACAGGAUGGAAAAUAAAUCAUGACAUAUUCAUGCAAUAGGCAAUUACACAGCAAUGAAAAGGCUGCACGAAUCAUGAAUCUCACAAGCAUGCUGAAUGAGAGCCAGACACAAAAGAACUAAUCUAUGUUGUCAGAGGUGGCUUUCCUUGGUAGUGGCUGCAAGGGACACAGAAAGACUUCUUGGACACUGGAAUAUUCUGAUUCUUGGUCUGGAUUCUGGUUACGUGGCUGUGUUUGGUUUUGAAAUUCAUCAAGCUGAUUCUUGGCUCAAGUAGACACCUGAGACUAUGCGGACAACUCCUGUCUGGAGGCAAGAUGAGAAGGCAGACGGGGACAGGAGCUGGUCGAAUGGACACAGGGCAUACAGUAUAGAGAGAGGGAGUGUGCUGUCUCAUUAAGGGGAGAACAGCUAGGCGUACACAGCAAGGUGUGUAUAACUUUUUGUAUGAGAGACUGCCUUGAUUUGUAAACUUUCACUUGAAGCACGAUAAACAAAUUUUUAUAAAAGAGAAAAAAAAUUCAAGCUGAACAUUUAUGGUAUGUGUACACAUCUGCAUGUCUUCAUGCUCUUUUUAAUACUUAAAUAUGUUUAAAGUACAAACAGUACAAUUUCAUUUAUAUGAAGUUCAGAAACAGAAAAAUGUAUCAGGCUAGAAGUCAGAAUAGAGAAGUUAGGGUAGUGGUUACUUUUGAAAAAGCCAGGAUAGUGAUUGGAUGGGGCAAAGCGGGGCUCCUAGGGUGCUGGCAAUGUUGUUUCCUUAUCUGGGAGGUAAACAGCUAUGUUCACUUACGAAAAUUUAUCUGGCUGUGCUGUUAGGAUUUGUACAGUUUUCUGAGUGUAUGUUGUAAUUCGUUUUAAGAGUUCAUUAAAAGAAAAAAAAAGAUAUAGAGUUUUUGCAGAUGCCAACUGACGCACACCACUACUGGGGGCUCCACAAGAAAAAGAAUCCCCCAGAUAUAGGAUGGGGGAUGCUGUCACAGGCAGCAGCACUGCAGAGAUCUCCAAGAACGCCACAGAGGAAGCAGCCACACUCUACCAGGCAGCAGAACACUACAGAGCCCAGCUGAGCCAGGCCAGGUGUGACUACAGGGAUGCUCAACUCCAGAUGCCACUCUCCAAAGGCAGAUCAUGUGAGAGGCACUGACAGACACAAGGGACAGCUAAACCUUAAAGACACAAGAGCUAAAAGGAAAAGCAAGAAGGUUUGAACAGGUGAGGUUCUGAGCGUUGCCAAGAAAUCACAGGGUGCUGUGGAGGGCU